AUGAAAGGAUUUGAAGAUGCUCACAUUGUAAAAGAGAAGUUUCGAGGAGAUAUUCAAAUGGAUUGCAUUGUAAAGGGGACUGAUGGAGGAGUUUUGCUCACCAAGGAUGGGCACAAAGAGGUAGCUGAUGUGGCACUACAGCUGGAAAAAUAUUGCGUAGACGAGCCUGUUAAAUGCCCUCUUAUAUUUGGAGAGUGGGAUGUUGUGUACUGCUCAAGGCCAACAUCACCUGGCGGAGGUUACCGGAGUGCUUUUGGACGCCUUGUCUUCAAAACAAAUGAAAUGGUGCAAGUUGUGGAAGCCCCAGAUACUGUGAGAAAUAUGGUGUCAUUCUCUGCCUUUGGUUUCCUUGAUGGAGAAGUAUCCUUGAAAGGUAAACUGAAAGUAUUGGAUGAUAAAUGGAUUCAAGUCAUAUUUUUACCCCCUAAACUCAAGAUCGGCUCCCUGGGGUUUCAGUAUGGCGGUGAGAGUGAGGUAAAGUUGCAAAUAACCUACAUCGAUGAGAAACUCAGACUAGGGAAGGGUUCAAGAGGAACUGAUCCAAAUGUUCUCCAUGAUGCCAUGGAUAUUGUAAAGCAGCUAACCUUUUUAGAUAUGUUGUCCUAUGGCUUAUAUCAUGCAGCAUAA
Messenger RNA from Elaeis guineensis (African oil palm), 627 nucleotides. The record is from RefSeq and is a predicted model, not a curated record. Lineage: Eukaryota; Viridiplantae; Streptophyta; Magnoliopsida; Arecales; Arecaceae.